Rhagoletis pomonella (apple maggot) is the source of this 2838-nucleotide messenger RNA. Its product is annotated as protein spartin. Bases 230 to 2053 code for a protein of 607 amino acids. Gene Ontology annotation, cellular component: plasma membrane. Lineage: Eukaryota; Metazoa; Arthropoda; Insecta; Diptera; Tephritidae. Gene Ontology annotation, biological process: negative regulation of BMP signaling pathway; cell division. The record is from RefSeq and is a predicted model, not a curated record. The transcript has 4 exons.
UAACAACAAUUACAAAGCACAAGCAGCUGAGUCUUUCGUUUGCGAAUCUCUAAGCAAAUCAGAGCGUUGAGUAAUAUUUAAUUUUAUAAUUAAAAAACAAUUUCACAAAUUUGCAUGGGAGAACUGUGUUUGGUUAGAGUGACGUUUUUAGUUAGCUCUCUGCAGUGGCCGAGAAAAGUUCGAAUAUUUUUAUAACAAAAGCCGGUUGAGGAGAUUUUUUGUUGGCAAAAUGAAUAUCAACUUGGAUUUAAAUAAACUGGUUAUCAUGUCAACGGAAGCGGAAUUUCUCGGCGCCUACGAGCGCAUGAAAUCCUCCAACAAACGUAUACUCGCCUGCAUUGAUGAGGCCAUUGGCCAUGAAGAACAUGAACGGCUAGCUGAAGCCAUUGACGGUUAUGAACAUUGCUUACAACAAAUCGACGAAACGUUUGCCAUCUCGGUGGGACUGCCAGACAAUAUCGAUGCCGUGGCGGCUGAGUGGAAAGAUGCUUGUGCCAUUGUGCAAAAAUUAAAGAGCGCCAAAGUAGAAGUGAGCUAUCGUUUGAAGGUGUUACGCGCACAAAAUGCACCUGUCGAUAGUGCUGCCAUAGAGGCAAAGGAAGAAGAUGGGGCAGCUGGCGGUGGUGCAGCUCGCGAAGUUGAUGCAGAUGCUGGACCUUCGCCGAAGAAGAAAUCGCUUUUAUUGGAAAAUCCCGUCACGCACGAAGGUACAAGCGCAACUAAUGGCACCACAAUAAGUGCAACAGCUCAUUUCCGUAAGAUAUUGUCGGAUUUGCGACACGUUAUCGCCGAUACCACUGGUGUGGGCAUACUUUUCGAUACACUCUUUCAAUCGCAGGCAAAGUUAUACAAGAUUCAGCCUGAUGGUGUAGUUGUCACUAUGGGUGAAACUUCCAUGUCUCUAGUUAUGUGUACUACACCCAGCGAUGAACAAUGGAAACACUUGAAUGGCAUCUCCUUUGUACAAUGUACAAUUCCAACGGGACCAUCCGCACACAACAACACCGAACAUAUUCAAGUGCCCUCAAAGGAGUCACCGCAAAUGAUUUGGCUUUACGCCCUUCUACCGGCGAUCACUAUUUGUUAUCGCACAUCUUAUGGGGCCUUCAUUUUGCCCGAUCUAGAAAUCGAUGAGGCGGGGCAUGCUUUCGGGCUGAUGCUUAUCGAACGUGACUCAGCCGUUGACGGCGCUGAGCAGGCGGCUGCACAGCCAGAAGAACCAGAAGAACUCAGCGAUUUACAGCAAUUCUUCUUGGAUCUACUUGAGGCGGUGCUCUCUGGCCGCGUUGAACUUUUGCAACAACCAAUUGUGGUCCCGCGACCACCACGCGAUGCCAGCGAACAGGUUUCGCGCCACAUCGUCACGGCAGCCGAUUUCAUAGCGCGUAAUCUGGUGCGUGGCGCCGAGAAGACGGGUGAGUUAAUGGUGAAAACCACGCCGUACAUCAUUUCCAAAAUGAAGCCAGCGCCACCGGAUGCGCCGCCAGUCUCGUCGACCGUGCAAACCUCUGUGACGGUGGCGCGUGAUGUGACGCAUGCGGCAGUGGGCGUCACCGGUUGGAUAGCCGGCAAAGUGGGCUCCGCCUCGAUGGCUAUCGGCCGCUACUUGGCGCCGCAUGUGCAGAGUGCUGGUUCGACAUUGCUACAGAAGGGUUUCGGUUAUGACCCCAACGAGGCGCAUAGUAAAAUGGAGGGUGCCAUGACCAUUGCUGCCGGUGCGGUGGAGGGCUUCAGCACGGUUUAUGAUGGGCUCGAGACAUCGGCAAAAAUAUUGGGAACAAAUUUGAGCGAAAAUUCGGUGAAGAUAAUUGAGCAUAAAUAUGGUUCUUCAGCGGGCGGAGUUGCAGCUGGCACCUUUGACACGCUCGGCAACGCAUUCAAUGUCAGUCAAAAUGUUAACUACAUUACACCGAAAGGUUUGGCGAAGAAAAUGGCCAAGAAUACAGGCAAAGCAGUCAUCGAUGAUUAUAAAACUAAAAUACGCCACGCAGAAACGAAUUUCGUGCCAGCCGGCGCGCUCUAUCCGGAUUUGCGCACGCUAAAGGAGAAGUGAAGGCGAUAAGUGGAGAUUCAUUAAUAUAUUUGUGAAGUUUUCCAAAGCUCUCGCCAAUAUCAAAGAAUUUUGUUAAACCGAACUCGAUGUUCGUACAACUUGUUGAUAUUAGCAAUGCAUUUGUUUUUUUGCUUUUCGCCGAUUUUCCCUAUUUACUCACUUUAAUAUACAUAUGCACAUAUUUGUUAUUUCUAUAUAUAUAUCUUUCCAAUCGCUUAUCAUUCGAAUAUUGCCGAAUUUCAUUAUAAGUUAAACAUUUAUGCUAGUUCAAGGUUAAAGUUAUUCAAACACUCCAUAUUAUCUCAUACGUAGGUAUAAGUAUUCAAUUUUAGGUCAUUAUUGCAUUAUACAUUCCCCAAAUAAUACUAUAUUUUGCUAUUGCUCAAUUUAUAGCGGGAUUAAUGUUGCUAAAUUUACUUUAAACAUGUACACAUACAUACCUUAAUAUAGAAAGGCCCUAUCUCACAUCGUCGCUGAAAUACAAAAAGCCGUAACUAUAUAGAAAUUCAAAAUUCACUUUUUGAUUGAUUAUGAUACAUAUCAUCGAAUUAUAAGUGCCCAUAUCGUUUUAUGCAAUAAUAAAAAAGGUUAGUUAGUUACGUGUUUUUUUGCAUUUCUACCACUAUAUGAGUUAGGGCCUUUCUAUAUUAAGGCAACGAUAUGUUAUUGCUUUAAGACAUUGCCAAACAAAUCGUUUAUAUUCUUUCACAAUCAUCCAAUUGAUUGUUGAUCAUAGUAUAUUAAUUAAAUGGAAAUAAAAAGUACAUAUUUGCACGGGAAAAAAA